Haliotis rubra (blacklip abalone) is the source of this 1566-nucleotide messenger RNA. Its product is annotated as multiple epidermal growth factor-like domains protein 10. The coding region runs from base 187 to 1425 and encodes 412 amino acids. The transcript is spliced from 4 exons. NCBI's taxonomy places the organism in Eukaryota, Metazoa, Mollusca, Gastropoda, Lepetellida, Haliotidae. The record is from RefSeq and is a predicted model, not a curated record.
AACAUUCGCCCGUACGGAAACCAAUGUGUUUUAUUUAUAGUAAAUGUUUCCUGAAAAACUUGAAUGGCUUCGAAACAUAGUGUGCUUUGUUUCCUGCUGACAAGGAACAUGGAAUCAACCCCAAACAUCGCCAAUCUGUAACUACAAGCAUAAGGUCAUGUCGUGACUUUCGUGUGUUCAUUGUGUAUGUUUAAAACUCUCCCCCAGUUCUGCUCUGGGUACAUUUCAUUUUGCAUACAACGCUGUCUUAACAUUUUUGAGAAACAAUUUGGUUUCCACUUUUUUCAGAAAGAAAAUUGCAUGGAAAUAUUGGAGCUGUUGUCACUUGCUUGCAUUGUUGGGAUCUCACAAGUUGCACCAUGCAGAGACGGUCAGCACUGUUCAGACUGUAGUAACAUCUCGGGACAGUGUCUCACACAAUGUGACCAUGGCUAUUUCGUCCUGAAGUGCAAAUCUGUCUGCAGUAAGACGUGCAAGGGAAACCUAUGCCAAUCUUCAGCUACUGGCAUUGGCGUGUGUUCCGAAGGAUGUGCGUCUGGAUACCAGGGCGGAAGGUGCCUCAUACCAUGUGACAGUCCAGGCGGUGGAUGUACAGAAUGUCCAGGUGGUUGUGAUGGAGAGUACUGUUAUCUGGACGCUGUGUCCUGUGUGUCUGGCUGCAGUGAUGGGCACUACGGAUCUGACUGCAAGAAGUGUUCUGACAGAUGCAAAACAUGCAACAGGACAUCAGGGGCAUGUUGGGAGUGCCAUCCGCCAUAUUUCGGCCGGAACUGCGAGUAUUCAUGUGAUCGAUGUAUAAAACCAUGCAACUUUCGUUGUUUCCAUGGAUGCCUACCUGGGUUUUAUGGCCCUUUCUGCAGUAAGAAUUGCAGUGAAAACUGUCGAGUCAACCACACUUCUACGAACGAAACAGCUGCUAUUUCCGAAUGCCAAGAGAAGAGCGGAAAGUGUACCUAUGGAUGUAAAGAUGGCUGGGUCGGUUUACAAUGCUCCAAUCAGUAUGGGGCUAAUGCUGUUACAAUAGGACUUUCAACAGGAUCAGCACUUCUAUUUCUGAUGUUGAUGGCAGUGUGCUACCGGUGUCGAAAUGUCGUGAGAUGUGACAGGAUGAAUAAAUAUGUUCUCCCUGCGGCCUUCCCUCUACCUGACAGAGUGGAGGAACACAAAGAUGACCACGCUGUUGAGUACCAUGGAUAUUGUGAAAUACUGGAAGACGACGGCAACAGGAGUCACCAGCCUAUCAUGAACCCAGAAGAAGGAAGUGAUUCUCCAAUGCCUGUUUUGGCAGAUUGUUUCCCAGCAGCAGGACACGGAGGUGGAGGAAGAGGAGGAGCAGGACCGGGUCCAUCAAACGCCCGACAAGUGCGGGAUGUCUGUGUGGAUGACACAAACACUGUCGUCAACUACAUAUCGCCAGUUGAGUGAUACUGAAAAACGUGACGUGUAUAUUCUGUAGGCAUGUGCUACGGUGUUUCUGAAUUUCCAAUCUAUUCAUCCGUGAAGGUCCGGUUUAGAAUUGAUCUUCAGUAACACAUGCUUGUCGUAAGAGGCGACUAACGGGAUCAG